CAGAAGGCGAGGAAAGCAAAGGGGGCUGUUCACUCCUACUGCACCCACCCACACAAAGCUCACCAUGCGAAGAUACUGAGGUGGUGGAUUGUACUCUUUCACUCUCUCUUCCUCCCUCCAUGUAUCUCUCUUCCCACUGAACCUUCUGAAGGUGACGUGACCCAUGCCAUGCUAGGAGUUCUAUCUGGUGCCUUGGACCUUGAGGUGUACAUCUGCACACCCUUAGCCACAACAAGAACACCUCCACCUAGUCAUUCCUCACUGUGCCCAUCAUCCCCUUGCCUCCCAGUCUGAUCCCCUAGUCACGCCAGAGAGAGGCAGACAGCACAAGCCCAUCUCACAUCUGAGGAACAUCUGAGGGACCCGUGGCACCACACAAAGGCGGAACCAGCCCCAUGGUGCAUAAGAACUCAGGAAAGAUGAGCAGCCACAUCUAGCAGAUCUUUUUUGUCUUUUUCAGAGCAAAGCGUGCAAGAAAUAGGGGGAGAGACAUACUCCUGUGAAAUAAAGAGAGGGAACAGGACAGGGAGAAACGGAAGAGGAUGCCUUUUGGGGGGUUUUCGGGGCUGAAGGAGCGGGUUCUGAAACCAGGGAAGGAGGAGGUGAAGAAUACAGUAGGAGACGGUCUGGGGAACCUGCAGAGGAAAAUUGAUGGGACCAAUGUGGACGAGGAUGACCAGAUGGAGCUCACGGAGGACGGGCAACCGGUGGCUCCUCGCCACAAUCCCCCUCUAUUUGACUGCGGUUGCUGCGGCCUGCCCAAGCGCUACAUCAUCGCCAUUCUCAGUGGGCUGGGCUUCUGCAUCUCCUUUGGCAUCCGUUGCAACCUGGGGGUGGCCAUUGUGGAGAUGGUCAACAACAACACAGUCUACAUCAAUGGAACACCUGUACUCCAGCCAGCUCAAUUCAACUGGGACCCAGAGACUGUGGGACUGAUCCAUGGCUCCUUCUUCUGGGGUUACAUCGUCACACAGAUCCCUGGAGGCUUCAUCUCCAACAAGCUGGCCGCCAACAGAGUGUUUGGGGCGGCCAUUUUUCUCACGUCCAUACUGAAUAUGUUCAUCCCUUCAGCAGCCAGAAGGCACUACGGCUGUGUCAUGUUAGUCCGCAUCCUGCAAGGUUUGGUGGAGGGUGUUACCUACCCUGCAUGCCAUGGGAUGUGGGCCAAAUGGGCCCCUCCCCUGGAGAGAAGUCGACUGGCCACCACCUCAUUCUGUGGUUCCUAUGCAGGUGCUGUGAUUGCCAUGCCUUUAGCAGGAGUCCUGGUUCAGUUUGUUGGAUGGCCCUCAGUCUUCUAUAUCUAUGGUGUAUUUGGGAUUAUAUGGUACAUCUUCUGGCUCCUGCUUGCCUAUGGGAGCCCAGCCGCCCACCCCACUAUAAGCGAUGAGGAGAGGAUCUACAUAGAGACCACCAUUGGCGAGGGUGUCAAAAUAUUGAGCGCCACUGAGAAAUUCAAGACUCCAUGGCGCCGUUUCUUCACCUCCAUGCCUGUCUAUGCCAUCAUCGUGGCUAACUUCUGCCGUAGCUGGACCUUCUAUCUGCUCCUCAUCAGCCAGCCAGCCUACUUUGAGGAGGUGUUUGGCUUCUCCAUCGGCAAGGUGGGGCUCCUGUCUGCUGUGCCUCACAUGGUGAUGACCAUCGUAGUGCCCAUCGGUGGCCAGCUAGCCGACUUCCUACGCAGUCGUAAAAUCAUGUCAACUACAAACGUCCGGAAAAUCAUGAACUGCGGAGGUUUUGGAAUGGAGGCGACUCUGCUGCUGGUGGUGGGGUUCAGUCAUACACGUGGGGUUGCCAUCUCCUUCCUGGUGCUAGCUGUGGGCUUCAGUGGCUUUGCCAUCUCAGGGUUCAAUGUAAACCACUUGGACAUUGCUCCUCGCUAUGCCAGUAUCCUAAUGGGCAUCUCCAAUGGUGUUGGCACACUGUCUGGAAUGGUGUGCCCCCUUAUUGUUGGAGCACUGACUAAACACAAGACCCGUCUGGAGUGGCAGAACGUGUUUGUGAUAGCCGCCAUGGUGCACUACACAGGGGUCAUCUUCUAUGCUAUCUUCGCCUCAGGCGACAAGCAGGAAUGGGCAGAACAAGAGAGCACCAGCGAAGAUAAGGUCGGUAUUAUCGACGAGGAUGAGCUGGCCGAAGAGACAGAGCUCAACAGCGAGAUUGCCAUGGCACCCAAUAAAAGCUAUGGAACCACAGAGAACUCAUCGGGUCGCAAACAGGGCUGGAAGAAGAACAGAGGAGUCACCAUGCAGGAGGAUAAGGAUGAUGGGAACUUGCACCACGGGAAUGGGAACUACCAGGAGCAGUAUCAGUGA
Messenger RNA from Salmo salar (Atlantic salmon), 2312 nucleotides. RefSeq names its product solute carrier family 17 member 8 (gene slc17a8). Lineage: Eukaryota; Metazoa; Chordata; Actinopteri; Salmoniformes; Salmonidae. Gene Ontology annotation, cellular component: excitatory synapse; synaptic vesicle membrane. Gene Ontology annotation, molecular function: L-glutamate transmembrane transporter activity; neurotransmitter transmembrane transporter activity. The record is from RefSeq and is a predicted model, not a curated record. Gene Ontology annotation, biological process: transmembrane transport; synaptic transmission, glutamatergic; neurotransmitter loading into synaptic vesicle.